Glossina fuscipes is the source of this 4345-nucleotide messenger RNA. RefSeq names its product exocyst complex component 4 (gene Sec8). The coding region runs from base 104 to 3076 and encodes 990 amino acids. The record is from RefSeq and is a predicted model, not a curated record. Gene Ontology annotation, cellular component: synapse; exocyst; growth cone membrane. Gene Ontology annotation, biological process: chemical synaptic transmission; Golgi to plasma membrane transport; exocytosis. NCBI's taxonomy places the organism in Eukaryota, Metazoa, Arthropoda, Insecta, Diptera, Glossinidae. The transcript has 10 exons.
UGUGAUUUCAUUUCUUCUUCCUCUUUUAAAAGCUAUUCAGCGAGCAACAUCAGAUGGUUCAGCGUUGCAAAGCAGAACGCAAGCCUGAACCUUAUACAAUACAAUGCCACCUCCAGUGAAACCUCCCCGUGGAAAAUAUGGAAAAGAUGAGGCUGGUUGUGGUUUCCUGGUAAAUGUGAUUAAAUCUCUGGGAUUCAGCGAAACCAAUGAGGAGCGUCAAAAGGAAAAGCAGAAAAUUGAAAAGGAAUUCAAACUUUCCGAUCAACGUUUAAAUGAUUUAGUUUCCAACCAUGAUCAUGAACUAUCGCAAGUGAUACCCUUGUUCACUCAAGUUACGACUGAAAUAGCUGCAAGUCGUGAGCGAAUACACGCCGUAAAGGAGAAUUUAAGUGCCUGCAAACGUUUGCUACAAUGCCGCCGAGAAGAAUUAAAAAAAAUGUGGACAGAUGCUGUGCAACAUAAGCAUGUAUUGUCCAUGCUGGAACAAAUCAACGAUUUACGUAAAGUGCCUCAAAUUGUGGUCAAUUAUACCUCUAAGCGCCAGUAUUUGCAUGCCAGUAAAACUUUAAACGAUGCUUUAACAUUGAUUAAUGGUCCUCUCCAAGAAGUUGAGGGUUUAAAUGAUUUGCGUAGUGACUUAAUUGUCCGGCGGCAGCUUUUAUAUCAACGUUUGCAUGAGGAACUUGUGCAGCAAUUAUAUUACAAUUCCGCCAAUGAAGUAAUGUUAGCUUUCCAGCGAAGUAAUUUGAAUCGCUUAAACACAAAUUUUACUCGCGGAAUGGGAACAAGGCGUUCUACGGAUCGUAUCGAAGCUACCUCGCGAGUACGUCAAGCUUUAAAGGAAAUGUCCCAAGGUGUAAAUUUGCUACAGUCGGAAAUAAUUGAAGAUGUCGAUCUAAUAGACCCUGAACUUAGCAUGAUCUAUUUUAUAGCUGUUAUUUUGGAAUGUUUCGGGAUGUUGGGCAAAGUAUCGGAAGCGUUAGAAAAAAUACGUAUUGGCAUCCAAACGGAAUUGCUGGAAGUUGUACAUAACACUACUCACCAUAUGAUAGAACAAAAUUUGCCUUCGAAUGAACAAUAUCCAUUGCUAACACUUUUGGACAUAAUUUUUAAACAAUUCAAGGCCAUUGCCAAAACGCAUGCCUUGGUUUUGAAAAACUUCUUAGCCAUAGUUCAAAAAUAUCAAGUAGUCGGUUCACAGCCCUACGAUUUAACACAUUUUUGGUCCCAAGCACAGUCGGUGUUGCAAUUGCUAUUAACUGAUUAUUUGGAUAUACAAAAUGCUUCCGCGGAUGAUGAUAUUCAAAAUUCAUACAUUGAACCUAUCCGUAAUAUGAACUCUUACUUUCUGAGGCGUAAAGUUUCAAGUAUUAAAAAGUCUUUAUUCAAAUUUGAUAAAUCUGCCAACCUAAUCCACAAAAACUGUAGUUUAACAGACACAGCAGAUCCUAUACAAAAAGAACACAGGCGUAAUGCUUCGGAUGUUUCUAAUGACAAUUUAAAUUUUAUAUUAAAUGCCAGUACCAGCAAAUCAGCUGGAAGCAGUUUUAAAGGCAGUCAAACAAACGAUCAACUUCGCCAAAAAUUGUUAAUUUGUAGUCCGGAUCAAGGUGUCAUAACCAAAGUGUAUUUGCCUUUAAUGACUUAUAUACAAGAAAUCGAGGCUUUCAUGAAAUGCAAACCGGGACAACCCUGCAGUCUUCAUGACUUUAUAGACAACUACAUUAAAGAAACUUUCCUUUCAAAGGGUCAUAACUCCAACUUACAGGUGUGCAUCGAUACAUUGUCAAAAAAUCAGGAAGUGUGGCGUGCGAUUGUAAGUGCAGAAGAAAUGAAAGAACUCAAUUUGACUCGACCUGUCUUAAAAUCUACUGCUCGAGUAGAGAGAUGUUUAAUGGAGACAAAACAUUUGAUACAAGAUUUACCCUGUUUCUCAGAGGAGCUAUUGAAAACUGUUUGCUGCUUGUUAAAAGAUUAUCGUGAAAUUUGUCAGGCAGCCUACCGAGGCAUAGUCCAACCUGAUACUGAGGAUAAAAGAAUUUACAGCGUAGCCUGGUUAAAAGAUGAAGAUAUUAGCCGUUUCUUAAAAACUCUGCCGAACUGGACUGAUUUAAAAAGUUCCAGUCACCGUUUAAGGCAAGGUAAGAAACUACAACGCCACAAUUUCGAAGCCUCCGAAGAGGAAAGUCCCCUGCAAGUGCAACAACGUAAUAUACGCGAGGCGGAAAUGUUAACUAGCAAUUUGGGAGAGGGAGGCAUUUCGCAACAGGAAAUUUUAACUGAUAUCUCCGUUCUAAAGGAACUAGCUAUACUGCAAGAAAGCAUGGAAUGGUUUUCAAUGCAAAUUUCUGGGUUCGCAAAUGAACUCAGGUGCCCUCUAGUUAAUGGCUUAAGCGCUGUACCGGAUUGUGGUGCAUAUGUAGCUGUUAAAGAUGGUACCAUAAAAGUGCUAACUAACUUGGCUUUAGAGUUUGAUGAAUUAGCAAACGUUUGUUUGUUGGUACUACAUUUGGAGGUGCGAGUACAAUGCUUCCAUUAUUUACGUACUAAUCCUCAAAAUGGCAGAGUGGAUAGUUUUAUAAAUAGUAAAGAGGAUGUUUUGGAACCAGAUAGGCAAGUACAAAUAUUGACAAAACGUUUAGCUGAAAUGGAUGAAGCGUUUAGUGCGACCUUACAUGCGCGGAAAACUAGGUACAUAUUUGAAGGUUUGGCUCAUUUAGCAGCCCGCAUACUUAUACAAGCUUCCAAUUAUUUGGAGAACAUUGAUCAAGUUACUGUACAACGAAUGUGUCGUAAUGCACUGUCUCUACAACAAACUCUAAGUAACAUAACGGGCUCCAGAGAAGUGGCUUUAGAUCAAGCAAAACAAUUCUACGAAUUAUUAUGCAUGGAACCGGAUAUAAUAAUUACUACCAUUGUCGAGCAAGGUUCCCAAUUCACUGAAAUGCAAUAUUUAAAUGCCUUACAAUUAUCAUGCAAAGCACGAGGUAUUACUGACUCUAAUACACUGGCUAACUAUCAACAGAGAUUAUCAGAUAUUUUGGGAGCCAAACCUUCCGCUGGUGUUGUCGUAUAAUAAACGUGUUGUUCUAAUUUAAAGUAUUGCAUAUAUACAAACAUACCUACGUAGAAAAGUAUUUAUCUCUGUUGUUUCAAAAAUUCCAGUUUUAUUUAUAGCAACUUGCUUUUAUUUAAGAAUAACAAUAAUUAAUUUUUCAAUAAUGUUAAAUUGAAUCCAGCAUUAAGUUUCUCGUUCAACUGAGCGCAAAAGGAAAAUAAUAAAUAGAUUAGAAAUUUGUACACAAAUGUAGUGUGCACUUACUUACUUAUGAGCAAAGUUAUGAACAUUUUUCGUAAAGAGUAGACAAUGUGCAGUAAUUUUAUAAGAUGUAAUAAAAACACAAAUUCAUUUUAUUGGCUUACAAGAGAAAACAUUUAAUAAGCCCCAGGAAGGCGGCAAUAAAUAGUUUGAAAAUAAAAUAACGUAAAUACGAAUACACACAUAAAUACGAAUGGACACACAUGCAACAACAAACAUAUACGAACAUGCACCUCUAAAAUGGCAUACAAAAGAAAUUUUUUGAUGCACAGCGCAUUUAAUUUGUGAUUUGAUGUGCGUUUAAGUAGAAUUAAAAUAAAAGGUAGGAAACACAAAAUUUUUUCAAAAAUGUCAUUACAUUAAUAAUCAUAACGAUAAUCAUGUGAAUGUGAAGAAAAUACAACAUUGCGUGUAUUUAUUAAAUCAUUCAGCCAUUCUCCACGGAAAAAAUAAACAGGAGUAAAAUUAAGAAGACAUUAAAAAAAACAAUUCAAAAUGCAGAGAAAAAAUGCUUUAUUCGUUACAAAACAAGAAAGAAGCUGUAUACGACUUAAUGGCAUAGUUGGAGAAUUUUGAUAUAGCUGGUAAGUUAAUAGACAGUUGGCUGCAGGGUUUUACGCACAGUGUAUCCAUAUUUUUGCAGGUUGUACGGAUCUAUACAGCAUCCAGAAGGAUUUGAGAUAGGCCCAUCUUUUAUUGUACCAAUCGAUUGACAACGGUCUUCUGUACUUCGGACUUUUGAGAUAUUUUGAUAAAAUUUGAUACGCAGACGCGGCUUGGCCCAGGGACGAACUCUGUUGAAAGUGAUUCGGAACGAAACAUUCUUCCGACCACUUUUUAGAAACGUUCUUACUUGAAAAAGCAUUGUUAUUUACAAGAUUUCGUGACACAAAUAGCCGAGCAAUAGUAUGUCCGCGUUCAAAAUUAAUGUGAAAUGAACAAUCUGGUACGUAUGAGGCGCAUCGCCUUCACGUUCGCCUUUUGUAACUUUAACAUUCUAUCAUUCAUUCAUUCAUUUCUUCCUAU